Messenger RNA from Colletotrichum scovillei, 6672 nucleotides. Its product is annotated as kinesin motor domain-containing protein. NCBI's taxonomy places the organism in Eukaryota, Fungi, Ascomycota, Sordariomycetes, Glomerellales, Glomerellaceae. Gene Ontology annotation, molecular function: microtubule motor activity; ATP binding; microtubule binding. The coding region runs from base 600 to 5900 and encodes 1766 amino acids. The record is from RefSeq and is a predicted model, not a curated record. Gene Ontology annotation, biological process: microtubule-based movement; mitotic spindle organization. The transcript has 4 exons.
CGCGCGUCCCAAGCAACGCCAGACAACGCAUUGCACCCGCAACGCAACACGACGACGGGCUCCCAGAGAGCCAUAGGCAACCCGUCCUUGCUGUUGCUUGUUUUUAUUUUGCUUCCUCGACAUUUCGAUACGAUACUCGGUACCAUAUGACGCCUUUGUUCUUUCACUUCCACCGAGCUGCUGUUGCUGCGCUGCCGCUUUUGUGGUGAAUCCGAAAAAAAAGAGUAGCCUUCCAUCACUCCUUCACAGCCAACACAAGAUACACAAUUCGCCGCCCCACGAUAGCAUAAGAAGUAGUGCACCGAAAACAGCUUCUCUUCCCCUCUACGGACAGAUAGGAACCUCCACACGCUCGCGCAAUCCGUCACCCGUCGAUUCGAUCACACUUUUGAGACAACGGCACAACUGCACCAGAUACCGAACAGUGCUUCAUACCCUCCGCAGUACAGGGUUCGAGCCUGGGGACCAGGACUGCACAAUCCCGACACCCCGUUCGUUCUACUGUUUGCCUUGCGCGCGAUUAACCUUAUACAAGGAGGAACGCAUUCCGCUCGCGCACCCGAUCCGAGAAAUCCCUUCCUCUCUUUCGCUUUCCCAUCAUGGCCAGCUCACCGCCGGCCUCCCCUGGGAAUCAUCUACCCCAAAGACCGCUGAGCGCAAUGGUGCGACCAUCACCACGGAGCAACAGCCGUCUGAGCAUGACGAGCAAACAUGGCGGUGGAAGCAAAGCCUCCGACGAAGACUCCCGGACGGCCGUCAAAGUCGCCGUGCGUGUUCGACCGCCUCUGAAGCCCACAGAUCCAGGCUACGAACUAAUUCCUCAACGAUUUCAAAGAUCUAUGGCGCAGGUGACAUCGAACACGAGCUUGGCAAUUGACUCACCACAAGGAAGGAAACUCUUCGUAUUUGAUCGCGUCUUUGGCUCCGAGGUUGAACAAGAAGGCAUUUGGGACUACUUGCAGGAUUGCGUCGGCGCUUUCAUCCAGGGCUACAAUGUAUCGCUGUUGGCGUAUGGCCAGUCUGGCGCUGGAAAGUCGUACACGAUGGGCACAUCAGGUCCUAUCGAUCAGGACGACCUCGAGGUGAUGGGCGUUAUUCCCCGAGCGGCGACGGCUUUGUUCGAAAAGCUCGACGGCCCGAAGAAACAAGCGAAUCGUGGCUCCAUGUCUCAGCUGAGAGCACCACACAGAUACUCCGCCCAACCAACAUCGACCUCAGCAGCGGACAGGACAUGGUCUUUGAAAGCAACAUACCUCGAAAUUUACAACGAGCAACUGCGCGAUCUGCUUCUUCCUGACCACGUCCCACAACACGAGCGUGGCAACGUCACAAUCCGCGAAGAUGUCAAGGGGAACAUCAUCCUGACCGGCCUGCGACAGGUUGAAAUUAACUCAGUGGAGGACCUCAUGAAUGCAUUGAAUUUCGGUUCGACCCUUCGACAGACAGAUGCGACGGCCAUUAACGCCAGGUCUUCCCGGUCCCACGCCGUGUUCAGUCUCAACUUGGUGCAGCGGAAGAGCGGCCUGCAGGGCUCAAAUGGGGCCGAAAAGCGUUUCUCCGUGCCCAUCGAAGCUAUGACGGGAUCCGAGACCUGGGUUACCACAGACAGCAAGCUACAUUUCGUCGAUCUGGCAGGUAGUGAGCGGCUGAAGAACACUGGCGCACAGGGCGAGCGUGCCAAGGAAGGUAUUUCCAUCAACGCUGGCCUGGCUGCGCUCGGAAAAGUCAUUUCACAACUCUCAUCACGACAGGCCGGGUCGCACGUCUCUUAUCGCGACUCCAAACUCACCCGUCUACUCCAAGACUCGCUCGGUGGAAAUGCCAUCACGUACAUGAUUGCCUGCGUGACACCUGCCGAGUUCCAUCUCAGCGAAACAUUAAACACCGUCCAAUAUGCACAGAGGGCCCGAGCCAUCCAAAGUAAGCCACGGAUUCAGCAGGUGGAGGAGGGUGACAAACAGGCCAUCAUUGAUCGUCUGAAGGCGGAGGUUGCCUUCCUGCGCGAGCAAGUCCGCAGCGCGGAGCGAGGCGGGGGCGAGAGGCGCAUCGCCUCCACAGGCGAGCGGUCUGAGCGACACAAUGAGCGUGAAAGCGAACUGCAAAAUCAGCUUCUGGACGUCCAAGAAAACUACACGACCCUAAGUCAACGUCACGCAAAGCUUAUUGCUGAGAUGGCUAAGGCCCGCGACAACGAAGCUGCCGAGAACAAUCAACACGAGGAGUCUAUGGGCGACACGGCCACGGAGAGAUUGAAUCGAUCAAACUCGUUCGCUGCUGCAGUCGAGCAAGUCGUGCUCGAGUACGAGAAGACCAUUCAAACUCUUGAACAAUCGCUAUCCAGCACGCGCGGCACACUCGCCAAUACCGAGGCAAAUCUGCUAGAAAAAGAGACCAAGUGCACGUACAUUGAGACCAUCAACACACAGCUGCAGGCGCGUUUGCAAAAACUCAUGGAUCGGGAAGCGAGUACGGAAAAUUACCUCCACGACCUGGAGAACAAGCUGGACGGCCACACCUCUGGGGAGGAAAAGAACACGACGAUUAUUGUGGAACUGCGCAAGGAGAUCUCGCGGAUCAGAGAGAAUGAAGCCUCUUGCGAGGACUACAUUUCCACCUUGGAGGAGCGACUCGCCGAGGCCGACCAGGAUGCCGAGCUGAUGCAGCGCGAAAUUGAUCGACUAGAGCAGGUGAUUGAGCGCCAGCGAAGUCUCGGAAAGCUGGACUCUCUGCUUCACGAGCUGGACCACAUUCAGGGCGACAGCAAAGUUCCAGAGCCAACUGCCGAAGCAUCGAACGGUGUUGCGCGCCAAAUUGCUGACCACAGUCGUAGCCAGUCUCAGUCGCGUGUUAUCCGCAUGAGCCAGAAUGAUAUCAUUCCUGAGCAUGCCGAAGAAGAAGCCGCGGCGGCAGCUGAGGUAACAGGUCCCGUUCAAAACGGCGAUCACAUCGAAAAUGGCACCCACGUUGUGACACCUGAUGCGAAGGAGAACCUUCAGGCCGAUAUCAACGACUACCCACCUCACAGCCCUGCUCAGUCCAAAUUCGUGCACGACAAGCUGGAGAACGUCACUCAGGAGCUUAUCGACUUGCGGGUAGAGCAUGAGACCACGGUCAACGAAUACGACCUUCUGCACUCCAAGUACGAGGAAGCCCUACGCACCUUGGCAGAGCUUCAGGACACUAUCGACGAGUCUCGCCACCCCGAACGCAAGGUCCGAGACUCUAUGAUGUCUGUCACUUCUCCCAACCUGACUCGACCACCCUCGUUCUUCUCCGACGCCAGGUCGAGUGAUCUCAAAGACGGCGGCCAAUUUUCAUCACGCUCUCUGUCAUCAGAGCUUUCGUCGGCGUUGGAGUCGCCUGCCACGGUUGACCCGUCUGAUGCCGAGACAUCAGUGACUGUAAAGCCUGAGUCGGGUCCAGAACAUUUGUCAACGGAGGAUCUCAUGCACCAGGAUCUCCUGGCGACGGAGGUUGAGAGGUUCAAGACUCUUGCCGCCGAGAAGGAGGAUGCAGAGAAGGAGCUGGCCGAGAAGUACACACAGCUUGAACAGAAGCACCACGAAGCCCUGGAUAUGCUGGAGGAGCUGAAGACCGAAGUUGCCCAAGCAAAGGCAUUGGAGGCGUCGUCGCCACGCACUGGCCAACCCGUCAUUCGCCGCAAGUCCAGCCAAAAUGUUAUGAUUAUCGACCGCGCUCAUCGAUCUUUUGCGUCGCUCCGCAACAUCGCCGCAGACAACUUCGAAGGCCAGCCUGAUGUCAUGCAAAACUUCGAGCUUAACCUCAACGCAGCCAUGCACGAGCUGCAUGCUCGCUCGGAGCGCAUUCAGGAGCUCGAGGCUGACAUUGCGUCCGCCAAGAAAGAGAUGGAGACUAAAAUGGCUCUGAUUUCUGGGCUUACUCGUGAGCGAUCGAGUUUGCAGGCGUCUCCGAUGGAUAUGUCGAUGAUCUCCACCCUGAAGAACCAACUCGAGGCCAACGAGAAGCAGAUGGCAGAAAUGAGAGAAAACCACGAAGCCACCGAGAAGAGGCUUAUGGCCGAGCUCGAAACAUUGCGCACUGCUGUGAGGGAUGCUCCUGCUGUGGGUGAAGCCCCUCAAGGUACUACCGAGACCGUGGUUGCGACCGCCGCGGCCGGCGCCGUUGCCGACAUCCCCAUGGCAUCGACUGAGGUGGCCAACACCGAGACGAGAUCUUUGCAGGCCACAGAGGAGAACGACAAGAAGAUCACCGAACUGCAAGCCGAACUCACGGCAUGGGAGACGAAGCACCAGACAGCCCUCGACACCUUGCAAGAGACGGAGACGAAGAUGAAAAAGACCAUCGAAGAGCUCGAAUCUGAAAUUGUAGCGCUGAACACGCAGGCCUCCGCGCACUCCACUGCUCGGAGUGCUGAGGAAGUCAAGGAGAUCGAGGAGAAGCACGAGACGCUGGUCAAGUCACUUCGCGACGAGAUUGACGAGCACAAGGUUGCCAUCACCACCAACUCUAGCAAGGUAUCCGAACUGGAAGCAGCGCACGCUGCCACCAAGACGGAGCUGGAGGACGUUAUCAGGGCCCGUAACUUGCAUGAGACACAGGCGAAGACGCAGCAGAGUCUUAUCACGAACCUGGAGAACCAGAUUACGGCCCACGAACAGGCUCUGAAGACGCAUCAAGAUGGUAUGAAGCUGCUUCAGGAGAACCACGCAAAGGAGCUCGAGGAGAUGAAGCAGAUGGAGCAGAAGGGAUACGAGGAGCAAGUCGCAGUCUUGCUCAAUGAGCAUGCGGAAAAUGUCAGAGCCCUCGAAUGCGAGCUUAAUGACGCCCGGGAAGAUCUCAUGAAGGUCGCUACUCAAGUUGCGUUCGCGCUUGGUCUUGACGUCAGCAUCGAGAAGAUCACAGAGCGUAUCGACGACUUGAUUGCCGACCAGAAGGCCUUGGGCGAGGAGCAGAAGAAGUCGAGCGCAGCUGAGAAGCAGGUUGCCGAGUUGUCGACCGUUAACGACAACCUGGUCAAGGAACUUGAGCAGGCCAAAUCGACGCUGACCGAUCUCCUUACUGCGGAGGGUGAGCCAGUGAAAAGCCCUGCUCCUCUCCCCGACCAGCUGUCUGCUAUUCGUAAGAAGAUUUCAGACUUGCAGAGCCGGAACAAGAAGAACUCUCGCCUUGUGGAGGAGCUCGAGGAUCAGCUACAGAGCAACUUUGAUCAGGUCCAGAUGACCAACAACCGCCUGUCCACGCUGCAGACAGAGCGCAACUCGCAGAUUGAGGAAGCUCAGGCUGCCAAGUUCAAGGCUGAAAGCGAGCUUGAUUCACUCAAGGCCGAAUACGCGGCCCUCCAGGCCAAGAUUGACGAAGCGUCGGCUUCUGGCCAAGUCCAAAGAUCCAACUCGAUUAGUUCCCCGCUGCGGAAGAGCGCCUCUGUUGCGUCUCUGCCCUCUCCGCCGCCGGCCAUUCCCUUGCCGCCGCUGCCCGGCGCGUCGUCCGGCCCCAACGGCACGGUGCCAAGCACACCCACUCAAGCAGGCCGACCAGGCAGCAAAGACAACAUGGGCCCCGUCAACCAAAUUCAAGAAGACCAGGAGGCUCGCAUUCGCACCAUCGAGAAGCAUCUUCAGGCCGAGAAGCAACUCACUCAGACUCUGGAGGAGGCCCUCACCGACCUCGAGCGUCAGUCGAACAAGGUCAAGGCCGACAGCGAUGCUUGGCGCAAGCGCUGUGUGGAGUUGGAGUCCGAGGUCAAGGAGCUCAAGGACCGUCCCGCGCCUACGCCGCAAGCCGACAACCGCUGGAGCUUGCACGCCGUUGAGGAGGAACGCAAGAAGCGCCAGGCUGCCGAGGCACAGCAGCGUCUUCUUGAAGAGCGCAUGAAUGCACUGUCCAAGAAGAAGAAGAAGGGUUCCCUCAACUGCUUCUAGUUGAAGCCUUGUUGCUGGAACCUCGCAUCUCGGAGGGACCGAGUCCGACUGGAUUGACCUGUCCCGCGUCAUGGACAUCGAUUGGGCCGGGGUUUUGGUUGUUUUUCUUUUUUUCGGCGUGGCGGGGCGUUCUCUUGAUUUUCGUUUUUACCGUUUACACUACCCCUCGCGCCAUAUUGUAUUUUGCGUUUGCGGCAUUUUUAUGCUGGCCGACGAUGAUUCCCCUUACGCAUGGCGAAACCCAGAAAGAUUGGGCAGGAGUUUCUCAUACUGGUGGCUCGUACGUGCUUUUUCUGCUGGGAGGGUAUUGACGAUGGACCACUCCUUUUUUUCAAUACCACUACGCGACUUUGCUCAUACGAUAUGCACCAUCCAACCCUUCACUUCUCUUUGUUUCUAUUCUAAUUAUUUCUCUUACAUAACAUUUUGUUUUUACGAAUAGCAAGACCGACGUCGUGCACUAAUGACGGCACGAGGGAAGGAUGAUGGUGGAUGGGAUGGUGGUGGGUUGGAGACGGACCGGUUGCGUUUCUUGGCGGUCUCUUGAGGUGUUUGCGUGGCCGGGCUGACUGCCUUUGGCUGCCUGGUUACUCAAAGAAGGUCUUGAGAGACAAGACGAGGGGGGAUUUAGACACCUUGGCUAGUGCUAGUCUUUGGCGCUCGCUGGAAUGCCGUCGGCUGAAUAAAAAGUGGUUUGGAAGUUCAACUUGUGCUCCACGUAUCGUGCCUCAUGCCGUGUUUCUGCGUUGACGAUGAUCCAGGCAGGUCCGUC